Boeremia exigua is the source of this 1261-nucleotide messenger RNA. RefSeq lists its product as uncharacterized. Gene Ontology annotation, molecular function: arylformamidase activity. The record is from RefSeq and is a predicted model, not a curated record. NCBI's taxonomy places the organism in Eukaryota, Fungi, Ascomycota, Dothideomycetes, Pleosporales, Didymellaceae. Bases 124 to 1125 code for a protein of 333 amino acids. The transcript has a single exon.
CGCCCUCUAUCUGAUUGCGCUUCAAGAAGGAGCACACGAGUUCAACAAUGUGUUGCUCUCCGAAGAUAAUACAGCAUCUAAAAGUCAUCACACAUCCAAAAUUCAUCACAUUCAUCACACGAGAUGCGUCUCGAUCCAAAUUCCGAUUGCUCCAGCUUCCCGAAGCGUGCCCAACUUCCUGUAAUUGCAGGCACGCCAGAAGGUUCAGCGUGGUUUUGGGGCGACUCUGACGAACUCGGUCGCCUCAAUCUCCUCACACCAGAACGCAUAUUGAAGGCGACACUAGAGAAUGUCAAAACAGGGUCUGUUGUCUCGCUCGACUUGCCCUUGAGCGAACCAUCACCUCCUCUCUUUGGGCGGCGAUCCGUUGAACACAAAAUCACGUCGAUCGGCAAAGGUGCCUUCGACGAUGAAACAACAAUCAACACGCAAUCUAGCAGUCAGUGGGAUGGAUUCCGGCACUUUGCCGAUCCACAAUCAGGGUAUUUCUACAACGGCAUUGUAUCAGAGGAGAUUGGAAGAGAUGAAGGAUCCGACGGGGGGCCUGGGAGGUCGAGAAGACUUGGAAUCGACGCAUGGGCGCGACAUGGGAUAGUCGGACGGGGUGUUUUGAUCGACGUGUACGGUUGGGCGCAGACACAUACCCCAUUUGAUCCGUUCACCGAGCAUGCUAUCACUGCAUCAGACCUGAGAGCUUGUGCUGAGUCUCAAAGCACAACAUUCCAGACGGGAGACAUCAUCUUGAUACGAACAGGCUGGCUUGCGCGACACAAUGGUUUUACAGUAGAGCAAAAGCAGGACCGCAGUACCUUGGGCAUCAUGGAGCACCAGUAUGUCGGAUUGGAGGCAUCGGAGGACAUGAAAGACUUUCUACAUGACUCCUACUUUGCAGCUGCUGUGGCUGAUAAUGCUAGUCUUGAAGUCUGGCCACCGAAGAGUGUGGAAGCAAGCCUACAUGCUUCGCUGCUUCCACUCUGGGGUAUGCCAAUCGGAGAGUUGUGGGACCUUGAAGGGCUGAGUGAAAAAUGCCGUCAGGAAAAUCGAUGGACCUUCCUGCUGACGAGCUCGCCCGCAAACGUACCCGGUGGGGUGGGCAGUCCGCCAAAUGCGUUGGCUCUGUUCUAGCCACGGCUGUAUGCUUCCGUGCCAUCCGAGAAGUUUCUGCCUAUAAUGGGCAGCAUCACCCCUCUCCAUAGUUUUGGUUGUGUUUUAUGGUUCAAAUUAUUGAUCUGCGGUUGACACUGAGGCCCUCGUUUCUCUU